Messenger RNA from Trichoderma gamsii, 1836 nucleotides. RefSeq lists its product as hypothetical. The transcript has a single exon. The record is from RefSeq and is a predicted model, not a curated record. Bases 1 to 1836 code for a protein of 611 amino acids. Gene Ontology annotation, molecular function: protein binding. Lineage: Eukaryota; Fungi; Ascomycota; Sordariomycetes; Hypocreales; Hypocreaceae.
AUGAAACUCCCCGGCCGAGUGGACGGCUCUUUCUGCGGUGCGGUGCUGUCGACCCGAUCAUCAGCCGGCUUCGCGGCAGCCCGUCUGCGCGGCAAUGUGGCUGGCCAUGAGCCUCGAAAAGACACAAAACGACCAGCAGCCUCGCCGGUAACAUGCCGCCAGCCACGGCCGCUCUCCUGUUCGCGGAGCUCGCAAUGGCUGCUAUCGACGUUUGUGCCAGGCCUCGAAACGCACCGCACCGCACCGACGCAGAACCCUCGACGCACCGCUCGCUGCUACGGGACAGCCGCUGCCUCUCACGAAUCAGGCACACGACAGCGGCCGCAGCCACCGCCCCCCGCCAUCGCCCAGGAUAAGGGAAAGAUGCUGCUGUACGUCGACCAAUCCGACGUGGGCAGUGUGGAGGAGUAUUUUGAUUUCUACAAGGAUCCGUACCGGCGUGGAUAUGCGGCUCCAGAUGGGCCAAAUCUGAGAGUAUCCGAGAAGAAGAGCGAUGUGCAGUAUCCCUCUGCUGACGAGACGGCAAUGACCAACAACGGGACGCAAGAAAUACUAGGGCGACUUCAAACUGCCAUAGGCCAAAGGCUGCGGCACCCAAGUCGCUAUGCUCUGGAUGGGAUACACAAGUUAUACUCGGAGCUUCCCGAGCCACGCAUGCUCUGUCUCACGUGGCAAUGGCGCAACAGACUUUUGAGAGUGAUGGGGACGCCUCAUAAGCGCGACAUGGAGUCAAUGCUGCGUUAUUUCGCCUUGGUUGCGGAUGUCAAGAAUGCAGGGCUUACUCUUCGCCGCUCACAAUGGAAUUACGCUCUGGCCUUUGCGACCAAGUAUACUGCCAGGGUAACGACCCAGGAGAUGGAGUCUGCGCUGAGAAUAUGGAAAGAAAUGGAGAGGGAAGCCAAGAUUAUGGGAAACGACGUGACAUUUAACGUUCUAUUUGAUGUUGCCGCCAAGGCGGGGAAUUUCACCUUGGCUGAUAUGAUAUAUCAGGAGAUGGAGACGAGAGGAGUGGAGUACAAUCGUUUUCACCAUGUCAGUCUCAUCCACUACUUUGGAUUGAAGCUUGAUUCUGGUGGGAUUCGUGCUGCAUACCGAGACAUGGUUGAGUCUGGCGAGAUGAUUGAUACUGUUGUUCUCAAUUGCGUCAUCUCAGGCCUUCUCAGGUGUGGCGAAGAGUCGGCAGCUGAAGAGACAUAUCAGCGGAUGAGAAACGAUCACCAAAUGGCGUCGGAGAUUCCUCAAAAGGACUAUAUGAUGAACAAGGUUGUCACCAAAGUCCUUAUGAUGUUUACGCGGGUCGGAAAGAAACAUCCAGAGCUGAAGAAGUCCUUUCAGACAAACGUCCGCUUGACACCGGAUUCUCAUACCUACAAGCUGCUGGUGGACCACUAUGCCAUCAGAGUCGGCAAUCUUCAAAAAGUUGCCCAAUAUCUGGAUGAGAUGAAACAUUUGAAAAUAUCCAUUAAUCCUACCAUUUUCCUGGCCCUAUUCAAGGGCUUUUACACGCAUGGAGGAUUUGCCGGCUCGGACUGGUCAGAACAGCGCCUGGAAGGCAUACUGGCGGCAUUCUAUCAGGCCCACGAUGACUUUGCAAAGGAAUUUCGCAUAGACCGCUGGGUGGUCAUUUGGGCUUUGCGAGCGGUGAAAAAGUGCUGCUCCAACGAAGUACUCGUCCAGACGUUUGAGUCCAUGUCUCAGAGAUGGGAUAUACCGCCGGACCGCCACCAAUUCAUGCACGCACUGUUUGAGAAUAUUCUCCACGACAGAGACCUGCGGUCUACUCGAAACGAUGGGCUCCAGCUACAGCGGCAUAACAAGGAUGCGUCAUGGUUAUAG